AUGAGGCUAGCAGAGGACGAGGCCACUUCCAGUGUUGUGCUUUCGCUGCUUGGGCUAUGGGCACUCCUGGCUCCAGUUCAGUGUUCUCAAGGCCAUCCAUCAUGGCGCUACAUCUCCUCUGAGGUGGUCAUUCCCAGAAGGCACACACCCCGUGGCAAAGGUGUGCAGGAGUCAACGUGGCUUUCCUACAACAUGCACUUUGGGGGUCAGAGGCACAUCAUCCAUGUGAGGCGCAAGAAACUGUUUUUGCCGAGACAUAUGCCAGUGAUGUCCCAGGAUGAUCAGGCAGCUUUGCAGGUGGACUAUCCGUACAUCCGUAAGGACUGCUACUAUCUGGGGUUUCUUGAAGAGGUUCCUUACUCUAUGGUCACCAUUGAUACCUGCUCUGGUGGUCUCAAAGGUAUUAUGAAGUUGGAUGAUCUUGCCUAUGAAAUCAAGCCCCUGUUGGAUUCCCACUUGUUUGAACAUGUUGUUUCUGAGAUAGUAGCAGACACCAAUGUCAUAGGGCCAACCUAUAGACUAGGAUACAAACAACCCCCGUUGCCUAAAGAGUACACCAGUGGAAGCUUGAGGAUUUCUAGUAUUCUCUAUGCAUCCCACACAGCUUAUAUAAUUAUAAAAGACCAACCUCAUGAACUUGAAUUUUCACCAGAAGUGAACUCCGUGUGCACGUCUUCUUCUCUAAUCAAGAUUGGUUACCUAGAGCGGCAUUUUUUCAUAUUGGCUAUCAUCACUUCCUUACAAAUUGGGAGAAGUAUUGGAUUUAGCUUUGAUACAUCUCCUCGGUGUUACUGUCACAGAAGGGCUACCUGCAUCAUGAGUAGAUACCCUGUUAUGACAGAUGUGUUCAGCAACUGUUCUGUGGCAACCCUUCAAGAUUUAUACGGUGUAGGAAUGUUUUGUGUAUUUGCUCCACUUCUUAUGAGUCAUAAUUUAAGCAGAGUAUCAAUACGUUGUGGAAAUGGUAUAAAGGAGGGGAUGGAGCGAUGUGAUUGUGGUUCCUUAAAGCAGUGUUAUAGCAACGAGUGUUGUUUGACUAGCUGUCUUUUGAGCCCUGGGAGUGUUUGUAAUGACGAACCAUGCUGUACAAACUGCACCUACACCCCUAUGGGCUCACUCUGCAGAAACAUCCAAAACGUAUGUGACCUUCCAGAGUACUGCACCGGAGAAUCCUAUAGAUGUCCUGACAAUCUUUACAUGCAAGAUGGAACCCCAUGCACUGAAGACGGUUACUGCUAUCAAGGGAACUGCACUGACCGUUCCAUGCACUGUAAAGAAAUCUUUGGGGAAAAUGCUGUAAAUGCUGACAGUUUCUGCUAUAAUGUGAAUAUGAAAGGCAACCGAUUUGGACACUGCAGGAGAGUUUACCAUCUUCUGAAGCACGAGGCCUGCAGUAAAGAAGACAUUAUGUGUGGAAGACUACAGUGUACCAACGUCACUCGAAUCCCCCGCUUGCAGGAACAUGUUUCAUUUCAUCAGUCUGUCAUUUUAGGUUUGAAGUGUUUUGGAGUGGAUGAACACCGUGCCACAGACACAUCUGAUGUUGGACAUGUGAGACCUGGUACCCCCUGUGCUCCUGGAAAGUUCUGUACUAUUGGUAGCUAUUGCAAUGGCACUUUGUCCGAAUUGAAUUAUGACUGUUACCCUAAGAAGUGCAAUUUUAGAGGCGUCUGCAACAAUGAAAAACAAUGUCAUUGUAACCUAGGCUGGGAACCGCCACUGUGUUUAAAACCUGGUGCUGGUGGUAGUGAACACAGUGGAACUCCUCCCAGAAGAUUUAGGACAAUAGCACAUAAUGAGGAUUCCAUUAUGUAUUUGAGAUUGCUCUUUGCUCGUAUGUAUGCCUUUAUAGGUGCAUUCCUCUUUGGGGUUGCUACAAAUGUCAAAGUCAUCCAGAAAACUGCAGUCGUGGGAUGA
Molecule: messenger RNA, 1917 nt
Organism: Chrysochloris asiatica (Cape golden mole)
Lineage: Eukaryota; Metazoa; Chordata; Mammalia; Afrosoricida; Chrysochloridae
Product: disintegrin and metalloproteinase domain-containing protein 20-like
Exons: 2
Coding region: 1-1917 (638 amino acids)
Biological process (GO): proteolysis; male gonad development
Cellular component (GO): plasma membrane; sperm head plasma membrane; external side of plasma membrane
Molecular function (GO): metalloendopeptidase activity
Source: RefSeq, a predicted model, not a curated record